UAAAGCUAAAACUUACCGGAGGAAAUCUGGCAUUGUAUUUCUUCUUCUUGCUGGGCAUUUUAUAAUAUCCUACGCAGAGAUAGUCCAACUAUUUUGUUUUUAUUUCCCCUUACUCCAAACACAGACCUCGGAAACUACUAGCGAGAUUGCUGAUGUCAGUACCGUCGUCAAACGAGAAUAUCUGAAAAGGAUUCCACUGGGUCUGCAUGCUCGUCGGGUUGCGUCCUACUCUACCCACAGGUUGAGAGACUUGACCCACGCAGCAGUCACUAGGCACGGCAAAGUUGUUUUAAAGAGUUUCUUUAUUGUUGUAGGGAAAGUUUAAAUCAGUCUGGUGGACAGUUGGACAAACUACAGAUAUAUCAUACAUCAUGGAGGAAGAGGAAGUGACCGUGGAUGCAGAGAGUGCAGAGAGUGCAGACAGCUACACAGCCCAGGAGUAUGCAGCUCAGGCCAUGGCAGCAGACAUGGACCCAUGGAUCGUUUUCGACUCACGCAAGACCCCACGGGCCGAGUUUGACCGCUGGCUUGAGUCCAACAGGCCCUCACAGGUGUCUAGAUUUGAGGGGGACGAGGGUGGUCGGGGGCCUGUGGGUUGGAUCGCCGUGCUGGGCCCUGACCACUGCCCCAACACGGGCGAUGUCGUAGGCCUGCAGGAGAGCUGGGAGCGGCUCCUGGCGAGCGGUCGCCUGGUGACUUUCCAGACGGUGAAGGAGCUGGCACUGAACCACGGGGUGCUCUCUGGCAAGUGGCUCAUGCACCUAGACUCGGGCUUCAAGGUGGACCAUGCCUGGGAGUGCGUGGCACGGGCUGUCUUAGAGGGCAAGAUCUCCAUGGCAAAGGUGAGCCCGCGCGACCCCAAGUCCGACAGCAAGCACAUCAUCUGCGUCUACAAUCAAUCCUUUGCGGACGAGGACCAGGUCAUGAGGUUGGACGCAAUCAUAAGGGCCGCCGGGGUCAAGUGCCCGCUGUCUUACAAGCCAGACGUCUAUACCUACCUGGGAAUUUACCGGAACAAUUGUUGGAAGAUGUGCCCCACCAUCUACGAGAGCAAGUAUAACCUGGAGUGUGUGCCAAGGCGCUCCCACAUCCUGAACAAAGUCACCAACCUGGAGGUAACGUAGUGUGGACAGCUUGAAGGAAAUGGCCUAGCUGGUGGCAAACGUCCUCUCUCACCUCUUGACUUCUAAUCAGACUGGUCUGAUUUCAGCAAUGUGUUGCCUCUUGCGUUUCCCAGACACUUUCUUGUGCAGUGAGUGAGUCAUGAGUACAUCAGUGUCAAGCUUGGACACUUCAUGCCCCCAUUGAUUCGUGAAGAUCUACAAAAAAUAAAAAAUCUACAAAUAAAAAAUUGCCACCGGCGGGGAGAAAAAAAAAAUGAUUUGAUCAUGUGGAUCAAGCAAACAUUGUGUUGCAGUUUCUGUUUUCAACAGAAUACGUUUAUUCCUGAGUGUUGAGAAACAGUGGUUGGCUGUUAUAUGCCAUGUCUUCUAUUAUUUUAUUUUUUUCCCUUUUUAAGUUCUUAAAAAAAGCACUGCCCGACCAUGUGUAUUGAAGCCUUUGAUUUGUGAAUGGCUGCAGAGUUUUUGUUUUGUGAAAUGGUUUGUAAUGUGAAUGCAAUUUUUUUUGUUGCUUGAAGAUUUAGUUAACAGUCAGUGUACAGUGCACAUUUGCCAAAAUGAAAGUUUGCAUUUUGAGAACUGGCUCUCAAACAUCAAUAUAUGAAAAAUAAAAUACAUUCUGAAGUCUGAGUUGUAGCCAGCUUAAAUCACGACCACACAGUGAAGAAUGUUUAAUAAACACAUUUUAUUGA
Sardina pilchardus (European sardine) is the source of this 1813-nucleotide messenger RNA. RefSeq names its product chromosome 16 C11orf68 homolog (gene c16h11orf68). Lineage: Eukaryota; Metazoa; Chordata; Actinopteri; Clupeiformes; Clupeidae. The record is from RefSeq and is a predicted model, not a curated record. The transcript has 2 exons. Bases 372 to 1124 code for a protein of 250 amino acids.